AUGAACCCAUCCGUUCAGCCGGGACAGAGGAUUCAGAUCGCCAUGUCGACCGAUCAAGCGAAGCAGCCCGAGGAGGGCGAGCAUGAACUGCAGGAUGUUCAACCUACGAAGCCGGUGUCGCGCUUCACGCGGUGGUUUCGCAGCCCGCUGUUCAACGUCAUCCUCGUGGGCUUGAUUUCUUUCACUCAGCCGGGUAUCUGGAACGCGCUUAACAGCACUGGCGCUGGCGGUCAACAAGAGCCGUAUCUCGUCAACGGCUCCAACGCCCUCACAUUCGGAAUCAUGGUGUUCGGCUGCUCCUUCUUCGCCAUCUUGGCCAACAAGAUUGGACUGAAGACAGUCCUCGUCAUCGGCACACUGGGCUACGCACCUUACUCUGCAUCGAUGUAUGUUAACAACCGAUAUGGCGUCGAGUGGUUCGUCCUGUUCGGAGGUGCAACUUGUGGUGUUGCUGCUUCGGCUCUGUGGGCCGCUGAGGGUGCCAUCGCCCUCGGCUACGCUGACAUCAAGGACCGAGGCAAGUUCACGGGUAUUUGGCUCGGUCUUCGUGAGCUUGGCCAGCUUCUCGGUGCUUCGAUCCAGCUUUCACUCAACUACAAGAACGGCCAGCGCGGCAAGGUUGGAUACUCCACCUAUCUCAUCCUGAUCGCCCUCCAAUGCCUAGGACUUCCCCUCGCACUUCUCGUGUCCCCUCCGGAGAAGAUCAUCCACCGCGAUGGGAGGAAGAUUGCCGACCCCACCAAGAACAAGGCCGUCCUGGGCGAGUUCAAGAAGUGGUGGGGCCUGAUGAAGAGGAAGCAGUUCUUUCUCCUGAUUCCUAUCCUCAUCGGUUUCAACUGGAACAGCACGUACCAAGGCAUCUACCUCACCAAGUACUUUUCCGUCCGGGCCAGAACCUUGGGCGCUCUUACUUCCGGCAUUGCCGCCUCGGCCGCCAACAUGUUCUGGGGAUGGUUCUACGACUUGAAGUGUUUCAGUCGUCCUCAACUUGCGAAGAUCACAUGGGCUUCUUUUGCCAUCAUUAUGCUGGGCUUGUUCGCUUGGCAAACAGCGAAUGAGAAGCUGUACGAGGACACCGUGCCAAAGAUCACCCUCGACUGGUCUUCUCCCGGCUUUGGACGUGGCUUUGCUGUAAACGUUCUGUUCCGAUUCAUGAACGAGUCUCAUUACAUGUUCGUGUACUGGAUCAUGGGGACCUUCUUCGAUGACAUCGAGACCUUGACCUUGGGUGUCGGUCUUGUUCGAUCAUUUGAAUCUAUUGGCUCCUGCUUGGCGUUUGGUAUCGGGGCGGUCAAGGUGUCGCCCAUGGUCAACUUGGUUGUGGCCUUUGUGAUGUUUGCUAUCUGCAUCCCGGCAACCUCGUGGGCUGUCUUGCUGGUCCCCGAGAGACCUGUCGACAACUCGAAGACCGACUCCGACAACUCAUUGGUGGAAACGAGCAAGGCUGCCGACCCAGUCAUUGUGUCCACGGCCGCCGCAGCAGCAGAUGGGCCGCGCAACAUCUAG
Colletotrichum karsti is the source of this 1506-nucleotide messenger RNA. RefSeq lists its product as uncharacterized. The record is from RefSeq and is a predicted model, not a curated record. Gene Ontology annotation, biological process: transmembrane transport. The transcript is spliced from 4 exons. NCBI's taxonomy places the organism in Eukaryota, Fungi, Ascomycota, Sordariomycetes, Glomerellales, Glomerellaceae. The coding region runs from base 1 to 1506 and encodes 501 amino acids. Gene Ontology annotation, molecular function: transmembrane transporter activity.